This is a messenger RNA of Sugiyamaella lignohabitans, 609 nucleotides long. It is a transcript of the gene SNU23, whose product is annotated as Snu23p. The transcript has a single exon. The record is from RefSeq and is a predicted model, not a curated record. The coding region runs from base 1 to 609 and encodes 202 amino acids. Lineage: Eukaryota; Fungi; Ascomycota; Dipodascomycetes; Dipodascales; Trichomonascaceae. Gene Ontology annotation, molecular function: zinc ion binding; nucleic acid binding. Gene Ontology annotation, biological process: mRNA splicing, via spliceosome. Gene Ontology annotation, cellular component: spliceosomal complex; U4/U6 x U5 tri-snRNP complex.
AUGUCAUUUUAUGGCGAACAGGACAAGCCAAAAGGCAAAUGGGACCGAGAAGAGUACGCACGAAGGGGUAGAGAGAGGGAGCAGGCCGAGUAUGAACGACGUCAAAGACACGGUCGUGAGCCGACUCCUGAGAAUGCAAAAGAAGCGACCCAUCGAGCUCAGCGUGUGGAUAUUUAUGAAGGAUUGAAUCAAGUGACGCUGGUGCCAGCAGGAGCGGCCACCGGUAAACGAGGCAAAGGAGCCGGGUUCUACUGUGAAGCAUGUGAUCUGACAUUCAAAGAUUCGAUCCAGUACCUUGAUCAUAUCAAUUCGAAGCAGCAUUUGUAUGCCACUGGCCAAGUCGAGUGCACCCGACGAGCUACACUCGAAGAAGUCCGCAACCGGUUGGACUACCUUCGAGCCCUGAAAAAACAGCAAAGCCAGAACCUGGAGUACGAUAUCACUAAACAAAUCGAACUCCGCAAACAACUCGAGCAACAGGAACUCGAACAAAAACGCAAAAAACGAGCCGAACGCAAAGCCAAGUCCAAAUCCUCUGUAGCCCCUGCUCCAGUCACGGACAUGUCACAACUCAUGGGGUUCUCUGGAUUCGGGUCGUCGAAACGGUAG